Oryzias melastigma (Indian medaka) is the source of this 6110-nucleotide messenger RNA. It is a transcript of the gene arap2, whose product is annotated as arf-GAP with Rho-GAP domain, ANK repeat and PH domain-containing protein 2. Gene Ontology annotation, molecular function: protein binding; GTPase activator activity. The record is from RefSeq and is a predicted model, not a curated record. The transcript is spliced from 33 exons. Bases 573 to 5471 code for a protein of 1632 amino acids. Gene Ontology annotation, biological process: signal transduction. Lineage: Eukaryota; Metazoa; Chordata; Actinopteri; Beloniformes; Adrianichthyidae.
AAAUGUAUAUUUAUUAUAAAAAGUGCUUAUUUUAUGACUAUAUAUGUAAAAAAUAAAAAUAAAUAAUUAAAAAAUGUUUUUAUGUGGAGUUAUUAUUUGAAAGCUUAAACUACAUAUUUGGGAGGAGGGAUGUCCAUGUAUUAAUAUUUAUUUGAUUAAUAUCAAUAAUGAUAAUAUAUUAGUAAAUGCGUGAAAAGAGGCAUUCAAAGUAAUAAAAGCGUGUCGGGAAUUUGCCCCUCUAGCUGCAUUCCUACCCGCGUGGCUCACAGGCAUCAAGCUGAGACUUGCUACCCACCGUGAACGCCGCGAAUUCCAGGCGCGCGCGGCGCUCUGUCAGCGCGGCGCGUGCCUGGUUCAUCCAGGAGAAGGCGACUUGCCCCGUUGAAGAAAAACUGCAGCCUUUCUUUUUACGCCAACGUCACAAGCGGAACUUUCACGCGGCUGCUGUCCUGUCCGUGUGGGCGUGGAGGCGAGAGUUCGAGUGAAGUCUCUCAAAGCGGAGUUUGAACUCUAACGGAUAUUUAAAAAACUUUCAGAAAUUCUUCCUAAUCUGGAUGUGGGAUUAGAUUAAAAUGUCGGAGCCCCCUGACUCCGGGUGUGAGGUAGCAGAGUGGCUGUCCGCCCUCCGCCUGUCUCAGUACACCUCUGAGUUCCACCGGGCCGGCUACCGAGCUGUCGAGGACUGUAAGGAGCUCUCAGAGGAGCGGCUCUUUGACCUGAACGUGUUCCCGACGGGCCACCGUAGACGCAUCCUUCGCAGCCUGGAGGUUUUAGGCCUCAAGCAAAUAGGCGGCGAUGGAGAGGAUCGAGGAGAUCUCGGAACCACGGGGAGUCAAAGGAAGCCGAUGCUCUACCCCAGAAGAAUCUUCCUGAAGGACAGAAGGAGGGGGGCGUCGUGCCAGCAGCUUCCAGAGAAAAGGGAGCCUCCAUCUGAGGGGAGUCAGUCGUUACCUGCAGGGGUAGAACUGGACUCUUUUUGCCCUCCAGACAUGCAGGGUACCCCAUUCCCUCAGCCGGCGCCACGGAACCCCCAGAACAUCCAGACGUCCGUCCCUCGCCCCGUGUCCUCAGACAGCAGCACGUCCUCGCCCACUUCUGAAAUCCCCUCAGAUGGAGAGGGGAUUUCAGACUCUGCACUCCCUGACUCUUUCCCACCCAUGAGUGAAAACAGCGACUUGAAAAUGGUUGAUAACUCCAUUUACGAGGUGCAGCCUCCGCUUAAGCGCCGCACGGGUCAAAGGCCCACUCGGUCCUAUAAGCUACGGCACCGACCCGUUCCUGAAAUCCCCAGCCGAAGCCCUCUAGUGCUUAAGGACAGGAGCGCUCCGCCUGCACAAACAACCAACAGCGAACAGCUAACCGGCUCAGAUGGUCCCACCGGUGCGAACGGCACGCAGAAAGCUCCCCUUGAAAGAAAGUUGACUCCCAUUGCUCCCUACGGCGAGACAUUCCUGUACAACAACCCUGAAACAGCCCCGGUUCAAAGUGCUAAAGAAGGGCUGCAGAAAGGCUUGAAGGCCAACCUAAAGAAGAAGAAACACAGAAAAAAGUCCAAAGAUAAAGAGUGUGAAGCCCCCCCACCCGUCCCACCAAGCCCCUGUGAGGGCACGUACUCGACAGUUGAGGAGUGCUCCGGCGUGGUGGCGGUAGCUUGUUUGGAACAAAGCGUAGCUCCAACCGUGGAUGCUGCAGCAGCAGCAACUGCUGCAGAAGAGGACGAAUCUGGGAUCAUGGUGAACUGCGACCUCUACUCUGGGUCUACAGAUGAACCUGCGACCGUUACCAAAAAUGCAGACGCUGACAUUUCUCCAUACGCAUGCUUCUAUGGAGCCCCCAAACAACCGGUGCUCAGAGUGGGCUGGCUGGACAAGCUGUCCCCUCAAGGAAACUGUGUAUUUCAAAGGCGGUGGGUGAGGUUUGACGGCGAGAGUCUGGCCUACUACAACAACGAGAAGGAGAUGUACUCUAAAGGUUUGAUCCUGGCCAGUGCCAUCAGACAGGUGCGGGGAUUAGGAGACAACAAGUUUGAGGUCGUCACCUCCCUGCGGACCUUCAUAUUCCGGGCUGAAGGAGAAGGGGAGCGCCAGGAGUGGAUUGAAGCUCUUCAGACGGCCACGCAACCCCCCGCCUGCGGCUCCCAGAAGCGCUCCAACACCCUUCCCCAUCUCUCCUCCACAAACAAACGAGGCUUGCUGGAGCUCCGUGGUUACAAAGGCAAAGUGCUGGUGUCCCUGGUGGGAAGUAAAGUCAGACUCUGCAAAACAGAACAGGACUUUAAGGCGGGGUUGGGUAUCAGUGAACUGGAGCUGAUUGCUGCCAACAUUAGAGACGUGGACCGCAGGGGCUUUGAGAUCAACACUCCAUUCAAGAAUUUUUGCUUCACAGCGGAGUCAGAACAGGAGAGGGCGGAAUGGGUUGAAGCCAUCCAAGAAUCGAUUGUGGAGACGCUUUCCGACUAUGAAGUGGCGGAGAAGAUCUGGUUUAACGAGGCCAACAGGAGCUGCGCCGACUGUCGGGCGCCUCAGCCGGAGUGGGCGUCAACCAACCUGGGUGUGGUCAUCUGUAAGAAAUGUGCAGGACAACAUCGCUUCCUCGGUCCUAGCAUUUCCAAGGUGCGCAGCUUGAAGUUGGACAGCAGCAUCUGGAGCAAUGAACUUGUGGAGUUUUUUCUGGAAGUGGGGAACAAGAACGCUAACAGUUUCUGGGCCGCAAACCUACCCUUGGAAGAGGAGCUCCACUGUGGGGCUUCCACCGAGCAGCGGGCCACCUUCAUCCGAAGGAAGUACAAGGAGAGAAAGUACAGGAGACUCCUUGAGGGCUUUGAACAUGUGGAACAGCUCAAUCAGGCAUUGUGUGCCUCCGUGGUGACGCCUGACGUGCUGCAGACGAUGGCGCUGGUCUUCACUGGAGCCAAUGUCAUGUGUGCCACAGGGGAUCCGACCCACUCCACCCCCUACCUCCUGGCCCAGCGGGCUGGCCAGAAAGUGCAGAUGGAGUUCUUGCACCAAAACAAACUAUCCGAUUUCCCUGUCGUGGAACCGUGGUCCGAAAGUGCCGCUCUUUCAGAAAGCUCCGUCUUCAUGGACGGCUUCCUCUACGUCUCCUCUGCCUCGGCGAAGGCGACUCUGGACCGACGCGGAAGAGACGAUAUGUCCCGCCGCUGGUGCACUCUGGAGGGCGGCUCGCUGAGUUUCUACCAGAGCGAGCGGAGCUCCUCCGCCCUGGGAAGAGUGCAGAUCAACGAGGUGGUCAGCCUGGCUGUCAGCAACUCCGAGACCAUUAUUGGAGCCGGGGCGGUGUUUACGGUUGAGCUGUACCUGCAGACAGAGCGGGCGCUGACUAUCGGAGCAACAACACAGGAUGCGCAACAUCACUGGAUCCAGGCACUAACAAAGUGCUUUAUCCCACCUAAAGUUGAGGGACUGGUACGGACAGGUACCGAACUGAUCGGCAGACUGCACUACAAGGAAGGUCACGACCUGUACAGCUGGAGGGUGGGCUGGUUCAUGCUGGAAGGCUCUGGCUUGCACUUCAGUUCAGGAGAAGACGAGGAAGUCUUGCAGCUCAAACAACUACAGGAGCUCACUGUCUCCACACACACUCAGGGCGAGGACAAGAUCCAAGUCCUGCUGAUGGUGGAGUCUGGAAGAACGGUUUACAUUCAUGGCUUCAACAACCUGGACUUUUCUCUGUGGCAUUCUGCCAUCAUCUUGGCUGCAGGCACUGGCGGUAAAGCUCUCAGUGAUCAACAGUUGACAAAAAAUGGCAUUCCAAUUAUAGUGGAGAGCUGCAUUGCUUUCGUCACACAGUACGGUUUGUGCCAGGAGGGGGUCUACGAGAAGCUUGGAGACCCCACACGGGUGGGUCUCCUCCUUGAGGAAUUCACCCGAGAUGCUCGGAGUGUGAAGCUCAGGGAGAAGGAGCACAAGCUGGAGGAUGUGACCGACACCUUGAAGAGCUUCUUAGACCAUUUAGAGGAUGCACUCCUGGUCAAAGAACUGUACCCAUACUGGGUGUCUGCUUUGGAUGAGACGGAUGAAAGUUUCAGAGUGAAGAAGUAUUCCACUUUUAUCGAGAGUUUGCCAAAGAUCAACAGAACGACUCUUGAUGCUCUGCUGCAGCAUCUCUACAGGAUUCAUCAGUGCUCACACCUCAACCACAUGCCCAGUCAAAAGCUGGCCUCCGUCUUCUCCUGCUGCUUCUUCCAGACUCAGGGACAAACCCCACAAGAAAUCAGCGUAGUUCAAGACCUCAUCAGGAACUACGUUACACUCUUCAGGGUCAACCAAGACCAAGUGCAACAGAUGGAGAGAGAAAAUAGCUUCAUCACACGCUGGAACGACAAGAAAGACACUUCAUUUUGUCCAGCGGGGGAUUUAAUAUUUGAGGUGUACCUGGAAAAGAAGGAGCCAGAGCAAUGCUUACUGAUCAAGGUCUCUCCCAGUAUGCGGCCCUUGGAGCUGGCAGAAACGGCGUUGAGUAUGAGGGGGGCCACUUUUGAAGCUGACGGGUGUUGGACAGCUUUUGAAGUAAUAGAAAAUGGAGAGCUAGAGCGACCGCUGCACCACAGCGAGAAGAUCCUUGAGCAAGUGUUGGAGUGGAGCGCUUUGGAGACCCCCAGCUCGGCUUUUCUUGUCAUAAAAAAGUUACCCAAGACCAAAAGAAUCCAUGAUGGUAAAGACCAAACUCAGUUUAAGAAAUGUGACCAUUUAAAGUUCAGCGAUGGCUCGUCUAAGCUGCUGUCGGGACACAAAUUCCAGGAGAAGUAUGUUGUUCUGCGUUCAGAGAAGCUGCUGAUCUACAGGGAUAUCAAGAGCACUAAAGCGGAAAAAGCAGUUCAGCUGAAGUUUGUGAAAUGUUACCUAGGCCUAAAGAAAAAACUCAAACCUCCAACCAACUGGGGUUUCACAGUUUACACUGACAAACAGCAGUGGCACUUCUGCUGCAACAAGAGGGAAACGCAGGUCAGCUGGGUGACUGACAUCAUCGCCAUGAAAUACGGUUCUGACCUCCAUCCAAUGACUGCUAACCAUAAGGAAAAAUCUGACUUCAAAUCAUCCCCCGGGACAGUUUUAUCUGAGAGCAGCAAACUUCCACAGCACAAGGUCAGUUACAGCAAACUGCUGAUAGGCAGGAGUGCCUCUCUUGCGGACAACGAGUUACGGAACGCCAAGGCCCCAGUUCCUCAGCUUAAAACAAAGUCAUUGGGAAACCCAACAAAGACCAGCGAGCCACCCAUGGCCUCACAUGCGGUACACAGAAAAACCUCAGAGGUAUCUUUUCCAAGUCUGCUCCCUCCCCCAUCCAAGUCCAGACACUCACAGCCCAUGCCCCUCCCCCUCUCCCCUCAAAGUGGGUAUAAAACCAUGGGCAAAAGACCCGGUAUGGGUGGUGACAACUUUAUGCCCCAAAAUCUUCUAAGUGAACUGAACUCUGUGCUGAACAAGACCGGGCGGAAGGGCAACGACUGACCGCAAGAGGGAAAACGGCGAGGAACGGGGUCAAACGAUUUCACGAGCCGCAGAAGAGAAGACCACACAGCGCUUCAAGGAGCGCUCGGCAAUUAAAGAGCUGCCGAUGCACGUGGGAUUUGGGAAAGCAGGUGUGGGAUACAGCGGAGGUCAGGCAGACCUUAGCCGGACAAGGACCCGACCCAAACACUACACUGCGUGAUUUAUGGUACAGUCCUGAAAGCAAAGGGAAAGUCAUUCAGGUGUUAAAAAUAUUGCUUAGUAGCGUUCAUCUGUUUCAUAAUUUUUCAAACAUUUAGGUUGUUCCUUAAAGCACUUUAGCAGCUAAUGUGUCCUAAAGGAUGUCAAUGUUUAGUGAUACUCAAUAUUUUUUUAAAGAUUAUGUAUAAAGAGCCACUAAUCGCUUGUUAAAAACAUAUUUUUACACAGGAAAAUAUUAGCGGGAACAUUUAUAUAAUAAUUGUAUUUAUUUUUUAUGAUUUUCUUUUUUUUUUUUUUUCAAUUGUUAAUAUUAUAACCUUUAGUAGCCUCUGUGGUGUUUUUAAGCUUAUUAGUGGCAUACCACUUUAAAGUUUAAAGUGGCUGCCCCAAAAUGAAAUUUUAAUGCAAACCAUGAAUAUAUUAAAACUCUCAGGCGUA